Acanthamoeba castellanii str. Neff is the source of this 861-nucleotide messenger RNA. RefSeq lists its product as uncharacterized. The record is from RefSeq and is a predicted model, not a curated record. The coding region runs from base 1 to 861 and encodes 286 amino acids. The transcript is spliced from 8 exons. Gene Ontology annotation, cellular component: nucleus; SMN complex. Gene Ontology annotation, biological process: spliceosomal snRNP assembly. Lineage: Eukaryota; Discosea; Longamoebia; Acanthamoebidae.
AUGGAGUGGGCAGCGUAUGAGGAAGUGCCUGCGGGGGGCGAGAAGGCGGGGGUGGAGCCUGCGUCGCCAGCGGCUGUGGAAGAGGAGGAAGAGGAAGAAGACUACAUCGGCCCGCGUGCAUUCAAGAUUGAUGGCGAGCUGGGACCCGACGCCGGUCCGCCCAUGGAUGGCUUCGACUAUCUGCGCCGCGUUCGAUGGGAGGCGAAACGAGUGCCCAAGGUGGUCAAAUCAAACAUCGACCCUCGGCAGUAUGACAGCCGGCAGACCACCUUUUUGACGCCACCACCCGACAUCGCCGAGUGUCCCGAGGCUCUACGACCCUCCCCCGAGUGGGAGAGCACAUUCCUCCUCAACUUUGAUGCCCUGCGCAAAGAUCUUGCUCAUCGGUACGAAGCGAUGCCCAAGCCGAAACUCGCACAGCCGCUUCCCUCGAUCAGGCGGUGGAAGCAGAUCAACUUGGGCAUACAUCGUCACGGCGACGAGCGCACACUAGUCACGCCCACUCGACCCACCAUGUCGGUUGUCAUGACUCUCGACAUCGUCUCGGUGAGGCAGCUGCUCGAGUACCACAUCCGCUGGGCCAAGAAGGCCAAGGAGGUCGACGAGGUGCACACACAGUGGCUGUAUGCGCUCCUGUCGCGGCUGGACAAGCCCAUCGACGCCGACAUGGCCUCCGCGCUUCGAUCCCUUCUCCGACGGCUCGCCGAGGAUCGGUCUCGCCUGGAGAGUCAACAAGAUCAAGCACUGCCUGCGCUGAACAUCCUGAUCACGAUCAUCGCCAAGUACUUCGGCCAGGGAUGGCGUCUUGCCAGGCUGGUCGAGCUUCCGGUGCCGCUGCUGCUGGCCCGCCAGGCCGGCUAA